Molecule: messenger RNA, 2221 nt
Organism: Nothoprocta perdicaria
Lineage: Eukaryota; Metazoa; Chordata; Aves; Tinamiformes; Tinamidae
Gene: SLC15A2
Product: solute carrier family 15 member 2
Exons: 22
Coding region: 1-2202 (733 amino acids)
Biological process (GO): transmembrane transport; oligopeptide transport
Cellular component (GO): membrane
Molecular function (GO): dipeptide transmembrane transporter activity
Source: RefSeq, a predicted model, not a curated record
AUGGUGGGAGACAAGGCGAGAGGGGAGAUGAACGCUUUUCAGAGAAAUGAAUCCAAGGAAACUUUGUUCACUUUUAUUUCUGCAGGAGAUGAUCCCCCCAAAGGAGAUUUCCCUGUUCAGAAAAAAUCCCCGAAACUCUGUGGCUCCAACUACCCCCUGAGCAUCGCUUUCAUUGUGGUGAACGAGUUCUGCGAGCGCUUCUCCUACUAUGGCAUGAGAGCUGUCCUGACACUGUAUUUUGUCAGCUUCUUCCACUGGGACGAGAAUCUCUCCACCUCUGUGUACCAUGCCUUUUCUGCUCUCUGUUAUUUCACACCUGUCAUUGGAGCCAUCAUGGCAGACUCGUGGAUGGGGAAAUACAAGACGAUCAUCUACCUCUCCAUUGUGUAUGUGGUUGGCCACCUGAUAAAGUCAGUCGGCGCAAUUCCAUCCCUAGGGAACCAGAUGGUUCAUGUGAUCCUGUCUAUGACUGGUCUGUUUUUGAUCGCCCUUGGAACAGGAGGUAUCAAGCCCUGUGUCUCUGCAUUUGGUGGGGACCAGUUUGAAGAGGAACAUACGUCGGAGAGAAGCAAGUUUUUUUCCGUCUUCUAUUUAUCCAUUAAUGCUGGAAGUCUGAUCUCCACAUUUGUUACUCCUGUAUUGAGAGGGGAUGUGAAAUGCUUUGGAGAGGAUUGUUACGCGCUGGCUUUUGGUGUCCCAGCAGCACUGAUGGUGUUAGCCCUUGUUGUGUUCAUUGCUGGAAGUGGACUGUACAGAAAAACACCACCACAAGGGAACGUCUUACUUGAAGUGUGCAAAUGCAUUGGAUUUGCUAUCAAAAACCGAAUGAAAAACCGCUCCCGUCAGAUUCCAAAGAGGGAUCACUGGCUCGACUGGGCAUCAGAAAAAUACUCAAAAAAACUGAUCGCUGAGGUUAAAAUGGUGACACGUGUUCUCUUCCUGUUCAUACCACUGCCGAUGUUCUGGGCCCUGUUUGAUCAACAGGGAUCCAGGUGGACUUUGCAAGCCACAAAGAUGAAUGCUGAUUUUGGGAUAUAUGUCCUUCAGCCUGACCAAAUGCAGUUCUUAAACCCACUUCUUAUUCUUGUCUUCAUCCCGAUUUUUGACCUUGGGCUCUACCCACUUAUAAACAUGUGCAAAUUUAAUUUCACGCCUAUUAGGAAAAUGGCAACAGGUAUGAUCCUUGCAGGGAUGGCAUUUGGACUUGCAGCCAUUGUAGAAGUCAAAAUAAAUGAAACCGAUAUGCCUCAACUUGUCCCAAAAGAAAGUUUAAUUCAGGUCCUGAAUUUGGCAAAGAACCCUGUUCAAGUGACAAUCCAAGACCAGCACCUAUUUCAGCAGCCCAUAGAGGCUUUCCAGAACCCAGCUGAGUACUCAAAAUUAAUAUUGAAUGGAGCGCAASAGAGCCUACGCUUCACCCUGCAACAACAAGGAUUGUCUCUUACUUUUAACUACACCGUGAAGGAAAAAUCAGUAUACAGCUUAAUUGUUUUUGAGGCAGAAGAAAGCCUAUCAAGCCGCUUAAUUACAGACUUGGAAGCAAAGCCAGAAAAUGGUUUGGCAGCAGUAAGAUUCAUUAACGGUUUGAGCCAAGAUGUGAACCUCACCAUCAACAACAGGAAGUUUAUUGCUCUUCAGAAAAACUACAGCGUUUCUGAGUACACACUGCUAGAGAGGGACAAAUACGAUAACGGCAGGUGUGUAACUGAAGCGGGGGAGUUCGCCCUGGCCCUAGGGCUGCUCGACUUCGGCGCGUCGUACACCGUUGUCAUCACUAAUAUAUCUGGAGGUGCCCUUCAGAUAUGGAAGUCAGAAGAUAUCAAAGCCAACAACGUCCAUAUGGCUUGGCAGUUACCACAAUACUUACUAAUAUCUGCUGGCGAAGUGAUGUUCUCCAUUACGGGACUGGCCUUCUCCUAUUCUCAGUCCCCGGCCAGCAUGAAGUCGGUGCUGCAGGCCGGCUGGCUGCUCACCGUGGCAUUCGGGAACGCCUUCGUGCUCGUCAUUGCCCAGACUGCACCAAUGGCACAGUGGGCUGAAUUUGUCUUGUUCACUGUUCUCCUCUUUGCUGUGUGCAUUGUUUUCUCCAUCAUGGGAUAUUUCUAUGUCAGUGUGGAUCCAGAGGACCUKCAAGAAGAGAAGAGAGAGACCCCAGGCAGAGGAAACAUGAUUGGUCUCGUUACUCAGAAAACAAAACUCUAACACAUCAUGGGCUGGGAUU